UUUGAGCGAGUCAGCAUGCUGGUGAUUCUGCUCAACUGCAUCACACUCGGCAUGUUCCAGCCCUGCCAAGACCUGGAGUGCCACUCUGACAGGUGCAGCAUACUGCAGGCCUUCGAUGACUUCAUCUUUGCAUUCUUUGCUGUGGAGAUGGUGUUAAAAAUGGUGGCCUUGGGGGUAUUUGGUCCGAAAUGUUACCUUGGUGACACCUGGAACCGCCUUGACCUCUUCAUCGUCAUGGCUGGGAUGUUGGAGUAUUCUUUAGAUGGUCAUAAUGUUAGUUUCUCAGCCAUCAGAACCGUACGGGUUCUCCGACCUUUACGAGCCAUCAACAGAGUUCCCAGUAUGCGAAUCCUGGUGACAUUGCUGUUGGAUACUUUACCGAUGCUGGGAAACGUCUUGCUGCUUUGUUUCUUUGUGUUCUUCAUCUUCGGGAUUGUCGGCGUGCAGCUGUGGGCAGGGCUUCUCCGGAACCGCUGCUUCUUUGACAGCAAUGUCAGAAAGCUGUAUAAUGUUUCAGAGUCUGUGAGCGAAUACUACAAACUGGAAGAAACAGACGACAUCCCCUUCAUUUGCUCCACCACUCGGGAGAACGGAAUGUUGCACUGCUACAAUAUCCCCAAACGCAGAGUAGGAGGGGCUGAUUGUGAACUCACACCUACUGAUGUCACAGAUCUUGUUUAUAAAGAGCCUCCUCAUCAUGGAUGUGUAAACUGGAACUUGUAUUACAACAGCUGCGAAGCAAGCGAACACAAUCCCCAUAAUGGGGCUAUCAACUUUGACAACAUUGGAUAUGCAUGGAUUGCUAUCUUUCAGGUCAUCACCUUAGAGGGAUGGGUGGAUAUCAUGUACUAUGUCAUGGAUGCACAUUCCUUUUACAACUUCAUCUAUUUCAUCUUCCUUAUCAUCGUAGGCUCCUUCUUCAUGAUCAACCUGUGCCUGGUCGUCAUAGCAACGCAGUUCUCCGAGACCAAACAACGUGAGAACCAGCUGAUGAAGGAGCAGCGAGCACGUUUCCGCAGUAAUGAAUCCACCUUAGGUAGCUUGGCCGAACCAGGAUCCUGCUACGAAGAAAUGCUGAAAUAUCUUGCACACAUUUGCCGUAAACUUUUUCGUCAUGCUGCGCGCCUCUAUGGCGAAUUAUGCCCCAAGAGACGCAAGGGUGUGGCCAAUCCCAGCAGCUCCCUCUCAGUGGGUGGGACUAAUGGAUAUUGGAGUGACAAUGGAACAAAGAUGGGUCCGACCCAAUACUGUAUGCUGCAUUACCAUCACCCCCAUCAGCAUCAACAUUACCUCAGCAAUGGCAUAGAAAUGAAAACCCUUCAUCUUGACAGAGAUGCUCAAAAUUCCAAAAAGACCCCAUCACUCCCACUUGCACUACAAAAUUUAAAGGGUUUGAGGCUUGGUAUGAACUAUCCCACCAUCCUGCCCUCCAAAAUGUACACAAACUCACACACUCGCUCACACUCGACCAGUGGAGUCAAAGCACCAACUUUCCAUCAUGGACACUAUGGCAGGAAGAUCUCUGUUUGUAGUGGAUACCAUGAUACUUACAAGUUGCAGCACGGUGUGUAUCCGGGCACAGGCUUGAGUGUGUGUGCGGACAGCAGGGUGGGGCUGGUGUCUUCAGAGUCAUCCUCCUGCCCAAUUUGUGCCCAGGAAAGCGACGGUGUUAAUUGCGACUCCAACGGUGAAUCGGACCCAGAGAAGCAGGGGCCAGAUGUCAGCUCAGAAGAGAGCAAAAGACACCAAGAUAUGGAAGAAAAGGAGUCUAGGAAUGAGAACUGUGUGUGUAUGUGCCUUCAUUAUACCAGAGCCAUUUUGAGGCGGAUUGUGGACAGCAAGUACUUCAACAGAGGGAUAAUGAUAGCAAUCCUUAUCAAUACACUCAGCAUGGGUGUGGAGUACCAUGAACAGCCGGAUGAGUUGACAGACGUGCUGGAGAUCAGUAAUAUUGUCUUCACUAGUUUGUUUGCGUUAGAGAUGCUCCUGAAGCUUUCGGCCUGCGGUCUGUUCAACUACAUCAGUAACCCCUACAACAUCUUUGAUGGGAUUAUCGUUAUCAUCAGUGUGUGUGAGAUUGUUGGACAAGCGGACGGAGGGUUUUCGGUUUUGCGGACGUUCCGUUUGCUCAGGGUACUAAAGCUGGUGCGGUUCCUCCCCGCUCUGCGCAGGCAGCUGGUUGUACUGAUGAAGACCAUGGACAAUGUGGCCACCUUCUGUAUGCUGCUGAUGCUCUUCAUCUUCAUCUUUAGUAUAUUGGGAAUGCAUCUGUUUGGGUGUAAGUUUACUCUACGUUUGGAGAAUGGAGACACAGUGUCUGAUAGGAAGAACUUUGACUCACUCCUCUGGGCCAUCGUUACAGUGUUUCAGAUUUUGACCCAGGAGGACUGGAAUGUGGUUCUGUAUAACGGCAUGGCCUCCACCUCCCCCUGGGCGUCUCUGUACUUUGUGGCCUUGAUGACCUUUGGGAAUUACGUCCUCUUCAACUUACUGGUUGCCAUCUUAGUAGAGGGCUUCCAAGCUGAGGGUGAUGCUAGCAGAUCAGACACUGAUGAUGACAUGUCGUCUGACUAUGGUGAUGAGGACAAACUGCGAGAACUACUGAAAUCAGGAUCAGAGAUAAAAAUGCAGACAUUAAUGCCCAUCUCCAAUGGACACCUGGAACCUCGGGCGUCUAUGCCACCUCACAACACACACAUGCAACUCAACGCCACACCCAGAACUGAGGUGUCGCACAUCUACAGCCAAUCACGGCGUAACAGCAACACCUCCACCGAACCACAUGACCAGAGGUCCCUGUCCAGCCUUUGGGGAAGUCGCCGCUCCAGUUGGAACAGCCUUGGCCACGCCCCCAGCCUAAUAAGACGUGCUCAGUCAGGGGAGCGCGAGUCGCUGCUUUCUGGAACGGGACAGGACAGCAUGGAUGAAAACCAAUCAGAUGAUGGGAAAUCCAGCAGGACCGGCAGUCUGGGUGGAGUUUCAUGUCUAGGGUCGUUUGAUUUUCCAGAGCUCUUGCAGGUUCCACGCCCAUAUUUGGAGUGUAAUGGCAGAUUAGAUGGAGGUUAUCCAUCCUCUCCAAACAUUACACACCCCGAGCCAACAUCCACACAAGGGGCAGAUGAUGAUGAAUUUGAGGAGAGCUGGUGUCUCAUUGUGAAGAGACUGUUGGAGCCGUAUAAGCCCCAAUGGUGCAGUGACCAUGAGGAUUGGUCACUUUACUUAUUUUCCCCUCAUAAUAAGUUCCGUAUGCGCUGUCAGAAAGUCAUUACUCAUAAGAUGUUUGAUCAUAUUGUGCUGUUCUUCAUCUUCUUCAACUGCAUCACAAUCGCUCUAGAGAGACCUGACAUCCAGCCCGACAGCACGGAGCGGAUUUUUCUUAAAGUGUCCAACUACAUCUUCACUGUGAUCUUUGUGGCUGAGAUGACUGUGAAGGUGGUUUCUCUUGGGCUGUAUGCUGGUCCAGGCUCGUACCUGAAGAGCAGCUGGAAUGUUCUAGACGGCCUGCUAGUGUUUGUGUCUAUCGUGGACAUCCUGGUCUCACUCGCCUCCUCUGGCGGGAACAGAAUCCUGGGUAUAUUGCGAGUACUUCGACUGCUCAGAACACUGAGACCCUUAAGGGUCAUAAGCAGGGCCCCUGGACUGAAGCUGGUUGUUGAAACGUUGAUCACAUCUCUCAGACCUAUUGGAAAUAUUGUGUUGAUCUGUUGCGCUUUCUUCAUUGUCUUUGGCAUUCUGGGAGUUCAGCUCUUUAAGGGGAAGUUUUAUCAUUGUGAAGGCUUUGACACUAAAAACAUCACCAAUAAAUCAGAGUGCCUGCAUGCUAACUACAAAUGGGUUCGUAGGAAGUACAACUUCGAUAACCUGGGUCAGGCACUGAUGUCAUUAUUUGUCCUGUCAUCUAAAGACGGCUGGGUCAACAUCAUGUACGAUGGCUUAGAUGCCGUGGCUGUGGACCAACAGCCUGUAAGGAAUCAUAAUCCCUGGAUGCUUCUGUACUUCAUCUCCUUCCUGCUGAUCGUCAGCUUCUUCGUGCUCAACAUGUUUGUAGGUGUGGUGGUCGAGAACUUUCACAAGUGUAGACAAGACCAGGAGGAAGAGGAGGCCAGACUGAGAGAGGAAAAGAGAAAGAAGCGCAUGGAGAAGAAACGCAGGAAGGCCCUGCAGAGACCGUACUAUGCAGACUACUCUCCAACACGCCUCUAUAUUCACACGCUCUGCACUAGUCAUUAUCUGGACCUCUUCAUCACCAUCAUCAUCGCCAUUAAUGUCCUCACAAUGUCAAUGGAGCACUACAGACAACCCAAGUAUCUUGAUGAAGGUCUGAAGUACUGUAACUAUAUCUUCACGCUGGUCUUUGUGUUCGAGGCUUUGCUGAAACUGGUUGCCUUUGGAUUUAGGAGAUUUUUCAAAGAGAGGUGGAAUCAGUUAGACUUGGCAAUUGUUCUUCUCUCUAUCAUGGGCAUCACACUUGAGGAAAUUGACCUGAAUGCCUCUCUACCCAUCAACCCAACUAUCAUACGCAUCAUGAGAGUGCUACGCAUUGCCAGAGUGUUGAAGCUGUUGAAGAUGGCAACAGGAAUGAGAUCUCUUCUGGAUACAGUAGUUCAAGCUUUACCACAGGUUGGUAAUCUGGGUCUGCUUUUUAUGCUGCUGUUCUUCAUCUAUGCGGCACUGGGAGUUGAACUCUUUGGCAAACUUGAAUGCACUGAGGAGACCCCGUGUGAGGGUUUGAGCAGACACGCUACAUUUCAGAACUUCGGCAUGGCAUUCCUCACUCUAUUCCGCGUUUCCACGGGUGACAACUGGAAUGGAAUCAUGAAGGAUACCCUGCGGGAAUGUAAAAAUGACAAAUGUCUGAGUUACCUUCCGCUUUUGUCGCCUCUGUACUUUGUGACAUUUGUGCUGAUAGCACAGUUUGUGCUGGUGAAUGUUGUGGUCGCUGUGCUCAUGAAACAUUUAGAGGAGAGUAACAAAGAUGCCCGUGAGGAGGCCGAGAUGGAGGCGGAGUUGAAGGAGGAGCUUCGGGGCAGUCGUAGACAAAGCACCGCCUCUAUGGGCGGAGUCAUUGGGCUUGAGGGUACAGCUGUUAAAAUGGAAACUUUCUCACAUGAACAGGGCAAAGACCCCAAUUACGGCAAUUUCCUGACAGUUGGGAGGCCGUCUAUAUCACGGAUGCUGUCCUUACCUAAUGAUAGUUACAUGCUGUACCCUGUUAAGCCUGUAUAUGGAUCCAUUCAUGAGAGAUUCUCCAGACAGGACUCUACACUACCAGGCUCCUCUCUCUCACUCGGCACCCAGCCCUGUGAAGAUAAUGCCUUAAUGCGGGCUCCAGGAACUGCAUCUCAGACAAGCCUGGCCUCCAUUCCUGCUCCCCACCCUCUAAAUCAAAGAGCGAGAUCUAGCAAUGCCUUCAGGGCUCUGCAGAGACAGCAAGCAAUAAAGAGCGACUCCAUUGAUUCCACAAACGCUGACUCCAGAGACACCUUACAUAUCCCGAGUAAGCCCUGCUCCAGUGAUAAUCUUCUUCUCAAAGUACCCAUCAUGCCCCUCACCAGUGGAUCUGCCCCCUGUUCCCCCCAGGCCUCGCCUCCCCCUCCCCUCCGCAGCCGGACAGCGAGCGUACAAACAAACAGACACGUGUACAGCCAGCGCAGCAUCCCCUGCCGACAGACCGCACACCAUACGCAAUCCAUAAAAUCUCUUGAAAUAAUGCACGCACAUGCACACACCAAACUACGGGAUUCAGACGGUCCUGACGAGGUGGUCCGACUCAACGCGAACAUCACCCAAAGAAGAGCCUCUCGGUGUGGAGGACACAGCCACAGUUUGUCCCCUUGCGACCCACCUUUCUGUUCUGACAGCCAGUCUCAGGACUCAUUGCACAGUGGGGCAGCCUGUCAACCGGAAACCAGCGCUCAUGGUCUGCGGAAGUACAACAGUAUGGAAAAUAAUGGCUUCCUGUCUCAGCUUCACAUCCCUCGCCGCCACUCAACACAUGGAGAGGAGUUACUUCUUCAGCAGCAGACAAUUUCACCAUCACCUGGACCUUCUCCAACACCCAAGAAGGAGAAAAUGAGCCCGCCGUGCAUCUCCAUCGACCCUCCCACCGAUGCGGAGUUUCCGUGUCCAGGGGUCAGCCAGGAGCGCAGCACAGUCCUAAGGCGGCGGACCCCGUCGUUUGACUCCGCACUACCACGGGAGUCCUUAGAUCUUCCUGACGUGCAGGACGAACCUCUUUUGCCAAGUCAUUUGCCCCUCCCACAAUUCUCUUUUGACCAAUCGGAUGUAAGUUCCCUGAGUAGCCUGUCGGAACUGCUUUCAGAUAGUGACCAGUCGACGCACUCCUUCCCUCCUGAGGCCCGGUCGGGGCUUGUGGGAGACACAGGUCGGAGUCCACUCAGGAAGAAGGUAUUGGUCAGAAUGGUCAGCACUAGGGAUCCAGCAAAUGAGGAUUCGGUUGCCUAGGCAAACGAGCAGGAAGCCACUUACGUAUUCCGCCUCUUUGUAAAGCAUUUUAAUAACAGGAAGAGGCGGUGUCGGCAAAAGUAUGCAAAUGUGUUUCUGAUGGAACUGAUCUUUUUGUGCCUGAUCAUAUUGAUUAGGGAACUUUUGCUAGUGUUCAUCAUCACACACACAUUGAUAUUGUGACAUUUUAUGUGAAUUCAUAUGAAAAUCCAUCACAGCAUCGUGGCAUAUAAUUACUGCACAUGACGGUCCGAUUUUAUCCCUCAUAUUUUGUUUGGGGUCUGAAAGGUUGAUCAUUUAAUUGCUCAAAAAGUGUCAUUUAAAUUAACCCUGUAAAGUCUGACAUAUGAAAUAAUAGUAAAAAAAAAAAAAAAAUUGAAUUUUUUGAAAUGGAUCACUUUAUUGAAACUUUAGACAAAAUAUUUUUUAAAAAUCUACAAAAAAAAGUUUGAUAAUGUAUUUUUGUUGAGUAUCAUAUUUUAUACAUCAGGCUUUUAUGGCUCAUAUUGCAUGAUAUAGAAAAAUGGAGGGAAAAAAACACCUUUAUUUUAUUCAGAGGCAGUAAAAAUAUGCAAUUUGGUGCAGUUGCAGAUAUUUAUAAGGCCAAAAAGUAAGUUAAAAUUCUGAUAGCUUGUAAUGUAAGUCAAUAAGAUUAUAGCAGACUAUUCACAUAAAUAUCAGUUGUCACUCUAUGUCUCCCAAUAAUAUCUUCGUAAGAUGUUUUAUGAUCAAAGCGCUGUACUUUUUAUUGUGGAACCAAAACAUAUAAUGCAAUGCAAUACAACACUCUAAAAAAUGCUGGGUUGAAAAUGGACAAACCCAGCAGUUGGGUUAAAUGUUGCCCAUCCUGCUGGGUAGUUUUAUUUAACUCAACUAUUGUUUAAAAAUUACUGUAUUGCUUGCUUAAAAUGAACCCAAAAUAUGUUGGAAAUGAACAUUUAUUAAUAAGUUUAAUGAAUAAUAAUUAAACAAUAAACAUUUAUUGCCUCUAGUAAUUAUGUGUCUGAUUUAUUAAUUUCUAACCUAUUUUGGGUUCAUUUUAAGCCAGUUAUAUAGUAAUUUUUAAUAAACAGUAGUAGGUUAAAUAAAACUGCCCAGCACGUUGGGCAAACAUUUAACCCAACCGCUGGGUUAAAACAACCCAGUUGCUGGGUUUGUCCAUUUUCAAACCAACUUGGGUUGUUUUUAACCCAGCAUUUUGUAGAGUGAAUGAUGAUUGAGAGAUGAACAAACAAACAUUCAUCAAAAGCCUGAUGUUUGAUACUCACAUUUUAACAUGAUUUUUCUAAAAAACGGUGUAUUGAUAAUCAAGUAGACCUAAGUUCCUUCAGUCCAGUAAGUGAUCAUCUUGAAAUAUUACUAACAAUAAAAAAACAAUAAAAAGACACAAGAAGGGGGACAUGUUUAAGGCCCCGUUUACACUAGUUUUGCUACGGUUACGCCUGUCGUUUACACUAUGCCAGCGUUUUCGAACCUCGAAAACAGAGACUUUCGAAAACGCUGCAGACCCCUUUUUAGUUUAAAAAUGCUGGGGUUGCGUUUCAGUAUAAACAGACCGAAACGGAGACUUUUGAAAAUGAUUCUGUGGCUGCCUACGUUCGCUCUGCGUAUCCUUGACGACCGUGUAAACAAUAACAUGGAGACUGAACUGCAAUCUUUGCUGGCUUUGUUGUCAUUUUUAGCAGCCAUUGUGCAGUUAAACUCUGCAUUUUUUUUUUAAUACUGCAGCUGCCUACAUGCGCAAGAGGCAGCUGUUUACACUUGGCCGCGCAUGCCCACUGUGCAUGAACAGUCAUGCGACAUGCGUUUUCAGUCAUGUAGUGUAGACGGAGAUCAUUUCUGAAACGCUGUGGAAACGCCAGUGUAGACGAGGAUCGUUUUCAUUUUAAAACGCCGUUUUAAAACAAAAACGCACUAGUGUAAACGGGGCCUAAAAUGAUACUCAACUUGAUCAAAACGUAUAAACUAUCAAUCAGGUGACAGAAUGCAUGUAGUAGAUUGUGUACAACAGGUUUUCCAACAAAGUUUUAAUCAUGUUGAUAAUUUAGAGGCCUUAGAAAUUUGCGUAUAUAAAUUAUGGUACAGUAGGCUUUAUAGGGUUAAAGUUAAUUUCAUGAGUUUCCUAUUAUUAUGAGAACUAAUUAUAAAAGUUGAUUUUAUAAUUAGCAUACUGUGGAUAUCCAUCAUGAAACUUAUGUACCUUAUGUUUGGAGUCACAGAGACCCCAGGUAUAAAGCAUGAAUAAAUGCAAAUAAUUUCCUUACGAUGUUUUAAUGUGUUUUAUCAGAUUGACCCCAAACAGAAACAACAAUACUGUACUGGAGUUUUGAGUAAAACAGAGUAAAAGAAUUUGAUGGGAAAUAAUGAGUUCAUUUUUAAAUCAUUAUUAGUAAGCCAAUGUCAACAGAACAUGAGGGUUAAAUGUCAACGCUAUACAGUAUGUCUCAUCUUCAAACAAACUCUUAUGUCAUAUGAUUAAUUAACAGUCAUACCCUAACUGUAACACCCUAUUGUCUUAUACAGAGUAUACGACACAUACAGAAGUAUUUUAGCUGAAACAUAUGCAUGUUUCAUAAUGCAGAUUGUGUAGCUGAAUGAAUGAAACGAUUAUUAUAUAUAUGUGUGGCAUGUGAUAUUUUUGUAAAGGGUCAGAGUUUUACAUGUUGUUGGCCUUCAGGAAGAAACGGUGUUAAAGGAAUAUUCCAUGUUCAAGUUCUACAUCUGUGCUGCAGAUUAACACAGAAAAUAAUUUUGAUUCAUUCCUCUGUUUGUAAAAAAUAGUGUGUGUACAGUGAUGCAGUGAAGUCUAUGGGCAAAACGUUGCAGCAGGAUCAAAUUGACACUAUAGUCACAUAAAUUUAAAAAACUAUACUCGCAAGACUUCAACAUUAUGUGAUAACAUUGACUACCUACUAACCCUGUCUAUGCAAAAUUAUAAAUUUACUUUAAAACAAUUUUCACUCAGAAAUUGCUAGUAAAUUGCACAAAUAAUUACAAACACAUUGAAUUAACUGUGAAAUUUUGAAGUAGAAAAACUAAAAUUUCUUGUAAAACAUACUCCAAUAGUCUUUGCAGUGUUAUUUUAGUUUUAUUAUACUUUUAUUAAUAUUUUGAAUUACUGUAGCUUUUUAUAUUUAAGUUAAUUUUAGUUUAAGUUUUAGUAAUGAGCAUUCAAUGAGUAAUGCGUCAUUUUAUUUGUUUUCUUUUCAAAUAUUGCUAUUUAUGUUUAAUUUAUUUUUAUUUCAGUUUUAGUUUUUAUUUAUUUCCAGUUAAUAAUUUUAUUUCUUCAACUUAUUUCAGUUUAUUGCCAAGGCAACAUUUCUAAUUUUUGUUUGUUUAAUUUUGUUUUUGUUUUGUCAGCUUUUUUUUUUUUCAAUUAACAGAAAUGUUUAAUAGUUUAAGUUUUAGUUAACGAUAACAACCCUGAAUCUUUGUUUUAUUUACAGCUUCGAAAAAGUUUAUGGAGGACUGAGUGCCACUUAAAAGUAAAAUCAAUCAAUCAAUCAAUCAAUCAAUUAUUAAUGUAUUAAUUCAAAAUGAAAAUGGACAUUUUUCAAAAUGACAAAUAAAUAGAUGUAUCUGUUAAGUUCAUGUUUAAAAAUGUAGUCAAUAACACAUGCAAAGAUGCCAGAAAAAGACUUUUACACUGUAAACUUAAAAACUUUAAAAAAGUUAACUUAAAAAAGUUCAGUUUCUGCCUUAAAUUUUUGAGUAGGCUGUAAAUUGGCUGUACAAGUCAUUUCAACUUAAAUUAAAUGAAACUGACUUAAAAAAAAUUGAGUUGAAUCUCGUAUAACUUAUAAAAUCUAGUUUAACUUCUUUUAAACCUUCUGGAAUAUUUUCCCCUUAGACUUUUGUUGUAUAGCAUUACUGUAACACAUUUUGAUGGUUUUAUUAAAUUGAGAAGUCAAAAUUAUUUUCAGUAGAGAUCAUUAAAUUAUAAAACCAUGGAAGUGUUCUUUCUUUUGAACUGUAGUGCAUUAACAUGUAAACAUUUGAUCACAUUUUUCCCCCCCGUAUGCACAAGCACAGAAGCUUCCAAAGAAAAGAGCUAUAGCAUGAAUGCUCACUCUCUUAUUUUGGUUUUUUGGCUCAUCAAGUGAUGAAGUCAAUAAGUAACCCAUGAAUAUUUACAUUUGCGCAGAGAUGUUUAGAAGUCCCGACACUUAUUGAAUAGUAUUAACAUGUCAACGUUGCAGUAUUUGCAACAACAUGAAGGUUGUUCUGUACCUGUAACAUUUCCUCACAUAAAGGCAGAUGUGUAUCACAAAUUGUGAAUCCUUUCCACUGCAUGAACAGCUGAAUAUAGGCUUUUCACACUUACUUAACUCUGGGUUAACGGCUUUUAAACCCCAAGUUAAGGCCACUUCAUACUACAUUCAUACCUUGUCAUCAAGGAAUUGUGUAAAAUAAAUAAGUAUCAUGGUUUUCACAAGAAUUAUAAGCAGCACAAUUGUUUUCAACUGUGAUAAUAAUAAGAAAUGUUUCUUGAGCACCAUAUUGGAAUGAUUUCUGAAUGAUCAUGUGACACUGAAGACUGGAGGAAUGAUGCUGAAAAUUCAGCUUUGCCUUCACAGGAAUAAAUUAUAUUUUAAAAUAUAUUACAAUAGUAAACAGUUAUUUUAAAAUGUAAUAAUAUUUCACAAUAUUACUGUUUGUAUUUUUGAUCAAAUAAAUAGUGAGUAUAAGAGACUGCUUUCAAAAACAAAACUUUUGAGUACACUUGAGUAGUGUACAUGGCCACAAUUCCUUAAAGAAGCAGUUAUUAAAACAGGUCAAAUAUGUUAACCCAGGGUUAAACAUUAGUGUGAAAAGUCCUGUAAAAAUAGCAAACAUAAAUGAUUGACUGUAGUUUACUCAUUCUCAAAAUCACAUGAAUACAUAUUAAUCUUUAACAAUGCAUUGAUUAACUAGAGUGUGAUGAAGGAAUUCGGGAAAACCAAGGGCUGCUAAAUAUAAAUGAGUAUCUCUGGACUGAGUGUGACAGUGUGAGAUCCAGAAUGCUGUUUGACAGGUUCAUGAUUUUGGGUGCUGUUCAACAGAUAAGAGCAUCCAAUGAGUAUCACUAAGAAACAUUUUGCUGAUAAACUAUGGACAUUAAACAUUUAGAGACUGUUAACUAUACUUGAAAAGACCUUUAUUUUGCUUGCAGUGCUUUGUUUCCUGUAGACUGUAAUUCAACAUUUAAGAAGCAGAUCAAUGUGUAAACAGAGCAGAAUGCACAUAACUACUUUCCAUCAAUAGGGUACAAAACAGAGCUUCAAAUAAAUGUUAUAAUAAUAAUAAUAAUAUGUGUCAGUGAAAGGCGGUGUAUAACCUUCAUAAUGGUGCAUUAUGAGGAGCAUAAUAUUGUUUAUCCACCUCAGGAGAGUAAACUACAUAUAAUAUGAGCUGUAUUACAAUAAUAAAACAUUCUAGAAUGGGUUAACAGCCAGUGUUGGGGUAAAACAUUACAAGUAACGUGUAGUCAGCAUUACAAAUAAUCAGAUUACUUUUAAGUAACUAGUAAAGUAACACAUUACUUUUAAAUUUACAACAACAUAUCUGAGUUACUUUUUCAAAUAAGUAACGCAAGUUACUUUGUUUUCCCAAGUAUUGGCUGACAGCUCUCCUGUCCCCAUGUUGAGAGAAAUCGGGAGUAAGAUGCAGAGGUGUUGUGUGCGCUGUGUGAACAGGAUGGUUAUUGUAGUUAAAUGUGAACAUGAAUUUACUCAUCUCACUUGCAUAAAAACAGAUCCAGUAUUCUUCCAAAUUAAUAAAAACAGUGAAAUGCAAACUUGAAUAUUACGCAAACCUGCAAAAAUAUACUUUGUGUAUUUAAUCUCACUUUAUUAACCAAUGUCUUUGCUGCUGACCUUCGAUGAUCCAGUUCAACCAUACCAAUAAGCAAAAAUGACUUUAGAUAAACAUCACAUUUGUGUUUAAUGUUUUUGUUUUUAUUGCUGCAAUCUAGAAUGGCAGCACAGCUGAAAGGUUUCUUUGACCUGCGCCCUCUACUGUACAGCCAUGAAUUUGCAUAUAUUUCAGCCUGAGGCAUAUUCAUUUCACUUAUGGUGUAAAAAUGUGGCCUUUACAUUUGUCAAAAAAGGUUUUGUUUUGAUGAUGUUGUUAUUAAAAAAAAAACAAGCCCAGCCCAUGUGCAAAAGUAACAACGCAUUACUUUCCAAUUCCAAAAAAGUAAUGUAACACAAUUAGUUACUUUUUUUAGGGAGUAAUGCACUGUAACACAUUACUUUAAAAAUGAACUUUCCCCAACACUGGUAACAGAAUUGACCCUUUGCCAGGAGUUUGACUGACAGGCGAUCUAACCAAUCAUAACGCCGAAUCUGCCAUUUUGUCCUGACAAAGCAGUCAGUUAGCAGAUUAACGUAGGUGGACUUGAAUUUGAAAAAUGGUGUGUACUGACGUCUUUCCGCGAUUGAAACAACAUUCCUUAUGAUGUUCAUUCAUGUUUAUUUGAUGCUAUAAAUGAACCAUAUAGGAAGAGACGAUCGGUUCACGAGGCGCUACAGCGAUCUGUCACGACACAUUAAAGAUCCACAAAACGGUAUUUAUUGUUUAAAUUUCUUUAAAAAUGACACAAUUUGAGACUUUGUUUCAUAUCAAAAGUUACCUUUUUUUUUCUUAGUAAAACUCAUAACAGGGUUGAAUGGUUGACAUUUGAAACUAGCUACUUGGAAUGCUGUGAAUAUUAUGUUAGUUAAUAGCAUCUUAAAUAUGAAAUAGCUCUCUGUCUGAAGAACGUGAGAUUUUUUAAAAAUCUAUUGCUUUAUAAAACAAAGUAACGAGACGCCAGUUUGUACCCUAUUUGUGGAGAAUUCCAUCCCCCAAACUUCACUUGCAAGCUUUGUGUUAACACUUAUUCAUAGCUGGUUUUUGAAACACACACAUUCGUUUACUGUACCAUGUAAUAUAUUUGAAAUGAACCAAAAAAGCACCAGAUAACUUCUGUGUGUUGACCUGGUAAUAAUAGCAUGUAUAUCAACCUGACUGUAUCUUUCCCUUAUUUCUGUUUGUUUUUCUUAUGGCACAAUAAAGCACACUACUAUAAGAGA
This is a messenger RNA of Ctenopharyngodon idella (grass carp), 13520 nucleotides long. It is a transcript of the gene cacna1hb, whose product is annotated as calcium channel, voltage-dependent, T type, alpha 1H subunit b. Gene Ontology annotation, cellular component: plasma membrane; voltage-gated sodium channel complex; neuron projection. NCBI's taxonomy places the organism in Eukaryota, Metazoa, Chordata, Actinopteri, Cypriniformes, Xenocyprididae. Gene Ontology annotation, biological process: calcium ion transmembrane transport; neuronal action potential; positive regulation of calcium ion-dependent exocytosis. The record is from RefSeq and is a predicted model, not a curated record. The transcript is spliced from 33 exons. Bases 16 to 6465 code for a protein of 2149 amino acids. Gene Ontology annotation, molecular function: low voltage-gated calcium channel activity; voltage-gated sodium channel activity.